This is a messenger RNA of Nyctereutes procyonoides (raccoon dog), 1519 nucleotides long. RefSeq names its product transmembrane protein 221 (gene TMEM221). NCBI's taxonomy places the organism in Eukaryota, Metazoa, Chordata, Mammalia, Carnivora, Canidae. The record is from RefSeq and is a predicted model, not a curated record. The transcript has 3 exons. Bases 162 to 1037 code for a protein of 291 amino acids.
GCCAAUCCCCCGACGGCCCCCCAACUUUGAGAUACCCCGUGCAGUCCCGCCCCCCUCGGAACUCCUGGGGGCCCUUGGACGCCCGCCCGACUCACCUGCCCGGUUAAAAUCUCUUAUUCCUUGACCGCCCCCACCCCCACCCCGACCGGCAGACCCCAGCCAUGGCCCGGUCGUACGGCGGCCGGGUGCUGGCCGCGAUGACCCUGCUGGGCAUCCCGGCGGCCGUGCUGGCGGCGCUGGGAGCGCAGCUGCUGUUCCAGCUGCAGGCGGGCCGCGCGGAGCUUCGGGGGCUGCGCGCCGACGGGCUGGGCCCCGAGCUGGGCGGCGGCCCCGGGCUGCCCGAGGACGCGGCCGGGGCGCUGCUGCCGCUGGCCGCCGCGCUCGCCGCGCUCGCCCUGGUGCUGGGCCUCACCUGCCUUCUGCUCGCCGCGCUCUGCGGCCAUCUGGGCGCCGAGCUGGCGCGGGGGCCUGGCCCCGGCAGGUCUGACUGGUUUCUCUAUGACUGCCGUCUCCUCAGACACGUGGCCCUUGGUGUUUUCUGCUGUGGGGUCUCCGUCUACUUAGCAGCACUGUCCAUCUAUGCCUUGCUGCUCUUUGAGAUCGAGACAGGUGCGGCCGCCGCCUCCAUCCUCGGAGUGGGUGCUCUGGUGCUGGUGGUGGCCCUCACCCACACUCUGCUCCGGGCUGCCCGGGCCACCCGCCGUAGCCUCCAUGAACUGUCUCCACCGCACUUUGAAGACGACCCUGUCCACCCUGCUGAAGUCUCCAAGGCCAGCCCCAGGGCUCAGCCCCAGCAGGGUACCCACCACCGGACCCCCUACUCAUCCUUCCCAGAAUCUGGGGACCCCUUCAGACCCACGGGCACUGCUGUAGCACCUGCAGCCCUGGGGGGAGGCCGGGAGAGCAGCCUGCCUUUACCCCGCAUGCACCGGACUCUGUCUGCUGGCAGGCGGCACUGGGAAGUGGUCACCCACGAGAUGCGCAGCAUGCUGGGCCACCGGCCAGGGGCCUCGGGGAAGGACUCCACACUAGUGUGAACCCAAGGAUCAGAGAUAGCGACCUGGUGUCAGGCCUGCUGCCUGACAGAUAGGUCCAGACUCAACCACAGUAAUAUGACUUGAUUUCUCAGUUCACAGCAUCCCUGGCUUGUGUCCUCAAGGCUGCUUCAUGGCACAAAGUGGCUGCCAGGGCUCUAGCCUUCACCUCCUCCCUCAGAGGGAAAGGCAGAGGCCAAGGGGUGGGGGGCUCAGCAUCUUCUAGAAAUCUUUCUAGGAGGCCUUGGGACCCUCCUGCUUAUACCUCACUGGCAAGAACAGAGUCACAUGGCCACAUCUCCAGGCAGGAAAGGCUGGGAAAUGUAGCUGUCAGAUGUUAGAGGCAGGAGGGGAGUGUUGGGUUUAAAUAGUGAUUCUCUAAAUGUCUCCAUCCGUUUUACAGAUGAGGAAACCGAGGUCCAGAGAGGGGCAGUGACUCACCAGGAGUCCCAUGGCCAGUACUGAGAAUCAGAGUCAGGAUUCGA